Molecule: messenger RNA, 322 nt
Organism: Megalops cyprinoides (Indo-Pacific tarpon)
Lineage: Eukaryota; Metazoa; Chordata; Actinopteri; Elopiformes; Megalopidae
Product: caspase-1-A-like
Exons: 2
Coding region: 41-322 (93 amino acids)
Biological process (GO): regulation of apoptotic process; proteolysis
Molecular function (GO): cysteine-type endopeptidase activity
Source: RefSeq, a predicted model, not a curated record
UCCCAUCCAUAUACCUGACAACCUUUUUUUUGACGUGGUCAUGGCCGAUCAACUCUUCAGAGUGCGGAUUCUGUUUGUGGAGAAAGUGUCAGUGGCCUUGCUCUCCCAGUUGAUGGACGAUCUUCUUCAGAAUGGGGUGCUGAACCAAGGGCAGGUGGAUGCGAUCAGAGAAGAGCACCGUCAGAGAGCGGAGCAGGCUCGUGACCUCAUAGACACAGUGCGGAGGAAGGGUGACAUCGCCAGCAAUCAACUAAUCAAGUGCCUUAAGGAACGGGACCUCAAUGUCUACACUGAACUGGAAAGGGCCCUGUCUGAGCAGUGA